CCGUGUUCUUCACAGCUUUCUUCUUCUCUCUAUGCUCCAUUAUCGCUUUUCUUUCUCUGAGUAUUAACAUUUUAAUGGGAAUUCUGGAUAUCGAUACAACGCACAUUCAAAUGGGACCCUGUUUGGAAAACACUUUAUUCUCCUUUUCCGGUACGCAUUUAUUUGGAAUAUAAAUGUUUCGCCGUGCGUUGCUUGUGUUGGGAUAAACAUGACCCAGGUCUUUUGUGUUUUCUCUGGGGGCAUGGUGGUGUUUCGGCUUCUUUUUCUGUGCGUAGUGGAGUUGCAUAUGGGCUGCGAUGCUCUGCUUGCUGCUUAUCUCAACACUUUUAGGGCUUUUACACCACCUGCCAACGACACGGUCCUCUUACCUGCCAGAAGGAAAGAGGGUAUUGUGCAGAGUGUAGAUCGGAUUUACUAUGGGGAUGGAAAAGUUGGUUACCUGAUCUACAUGGAUAGGAAAAGGUUUCAGUUAGAUAUGGAGAGAGAUGAGUCCAUCUUGUCACAUCACUUCAGUCUGAACUAUGUGAUGGGACUGAUCCAGGGGGGAGAGGGCUUCGCAUCUCUACACCGGGAAUGUGUUUAUCGGGGAACAGUGGACUCUAACCCAGAGUCCCUGGCGGUUUUCAGCCUCUGUGGUGGGGGUCUAGAGGGCUUUUUCGCUGUGAAACACGUGCGCUACACCAUUACAUCGUCCAUCCCAGCCAAGGGACGCAAUGAGAAUGACGUGCGUGCGCUUGAAGACAAGAACACAGAUAGCGCAUUUCACUACUUUACACAAGAGAGCUUCAGCUUUGAGGCUAUACCCAUGCGCGAAAGUUGCGGGACCAAGGAUGGACGCUGGCACAGAGGUUCAUCGAUAAAACACCGGCGUAAGGAGUCGGGGAAAGGGAAACGCAACGGUGGGGGCGAGGAAUGGUACAGGAGAUGGUGGAAAAGGAUCUCCAAACCUCCCUCUCCAUCCUCAGAGGGAAUCCGGCGCAAGAGGUCGGUUUCCCGUGCCAGGCACGUGGAGCUCCUCUUGGUCGCCGACGAGUCCAUGUCCAAGAAGUACGGAAAGGAUCUGCACCACUACCUCCUCACACUGACCUCCAUUGCCUCAAAGUUGUACGGACACGCCAGCAUUGAGAACCCCAUCCAUCUCUCCGUGGUCAAGGUGGCUGUGGUCACUGAGAAGGAGAAGGGACUGGAUGUGUCCAAGAACGCAGCUGCCACACUCAAGAGUUUUUGCAAGUGGCAGAAUCAGAAGAACCCACUGGAUGAAGAUCACCAGCAUCACCAUGAUGCCGCCAUCCUCUUCACCAGGCAGGACCUAUGUGGGCACCACUCAUGUGACACGCUGGGCAUGGCCGAUGUUGGCACCAUCUGUUCCCCAGAGAGAAGCUGUGCCGUCAUCGAGGAUGAUGGACUCCAUGCUGCCUUCACUGUGGCACACGAGAUAGGUCACUUGCUAGGUCUGUCUCAUGACGACUCCAAGUUCUGCGAGGAGAAGUUUGGACCAACUGGCGACAAGCGUCUCAUGUCAUCCAUAUUAACCUCCAUCGACGGCUCUAAACCUUGGAGCCGCUGCACCUCAGCUACUAUUACUGACUUCUUUGACGAUGGCAACGCUGAGUGUCUCUUGGACACUCCACGCCAACAGAUGCUUGGCUCAGAAGAGCUGCCCGGCCAGAGCUAUGACGCAGUGCGCCAGUGCCGCCUGGCGUUUGGGUCAGAGUACACAGUGUGCCCAGGCAUGGAUGUGUGUGCUCGCCUGUGGUGCGCUGUCAUACGCCAGGGCCAAAUGGUGUGCCUGACAAAGAAGCUGCCUGCCGUGGAGGGCACCCCGUGUGGCAAGGGCCGCAUCUGCCUCCAGGGCAAGUGUGUAGACAAGACACGCAAGAAAUACUAUUCGGCUUCUAACCACGGUAGCUGGAGUUCUUGGGGUUCAUGGGGAGCAUGUUCCAGAUCUUGCGGUGGAGGGGUGCAGUUCGCCCAGCGUCUAUGCAACAACCCGCCCCCCCGAAACAACGGCCGCUACUGCACGGGGAAAAGGACCAUCUAUCGAUCUUGCAGUGUCAUGCCGUGCCUGUUGUCCAGUAAGACUUUCCGUCAGGAGCAGUGUGAGGUACGGAACGGCCCCCAAACCGACCCUAAGGGUGUAAAGACAUUUGUGGAGUGGGUCCCUAAGUUUGCGGGAGUGCUGCCAAAAGAUGUCUGCAAGUUGACCUGCCGGGCAAAGGGCACGGGCUACUAUGUGGUCUUCUCACAGAGGGUGGUGGAUGGGACAGAGUGUCGGCCAUACAGCAGUUCGGUGUGUGUGAAAGGCAAGUGUGUUCGCACGGGCUGCGACAACAUCAUUGGCUCCAAGCUGCAGUUUGACAAGUGUGGCAUCUGUGGCGGGGAUGGCACCAGCUGCAUCAGGGUAAACGGCAACUUCACUAAAAAAAGUAAGGGUUACACGGAUGUGGUGAAGAUUCCAGAGGGUUCCACCCACAUCAAGGUCCGCCAGUACAAGCCCAAGGAUCAGCCUCGGUACACAGCCUACCUGGCACUGCGUCGACCUGGUGGAGACUACCUCCUCAACGGCAAGUUCAUGAUCUCUACCUCGGAGACCAUCAUCCCCCUCAAUGGCUCGGUGCUCAAUUACAGUGGUUGGAGCCAACGGGAUGAGUGGCUUCACAGCAUGGGCCCCGGGGCCCUCCGGGAGGACCUCAUGGUUCAGAUUCUGGCUACGGAUGCCAAAAAGACACUGGAUGUCCGCUACAGCUUCUUCAUGCCACGUCGGGUUUCACCACCACCUCCUACACCACGCACCUCCACGACCCCAUCCCCGUCCACUACUAUUCCAACAAACACCACUAGCAGAUUCAGCAGUAGCUUCACAUUGGCCCCUGCCCUCUCCACAGCCCAGGUGAUGUCAACGGCAACCCCAGGGCCUCAGUGGGUAACGGGUCCAUGGAUGAUAUGCUCUAGAACUUGUGACACGGGCUGGCAGAGCCGCACUGUGCAAUGCAAGGACCCACAGGCCAAGCUGGCCAAGGGAUGCCCGCUGGGCUCCCGCCCCUCCGCCUUCAAACAAUGCCUAGUGAAAAAGUGCUGAGGGACCUACAGACUCUCCUCAAAUGGACUGGGAGGGUGAAUGGGGUAGGGAGUAUACAUGGACAGACACUUCGGUCAGUCAAGCUCUCCUUCAUACCUUACUAUGCCAGUCCCUACUUGGCACAGCCACUGACAAAAUGACGGGCACCCUCAGACACUUCCAAACAAAUGGUGCAGCCACCCAACCCCUCACAUGGUAAAAUGCCUCCUCUAUUUGAGUCUUCAAAUACUAUCCCACUUCCUGUUUUAUAAAUAAGUAGUUUGGUGUCCAUGACUAAAAGAAAACGAACCGUACUUUAUCCAGUAGAAAAAAGAAUAAUCCCAGAUAAAAGAAAACCACUUUAAGUGAAGAUAGAAAUCCUUUUUUUGAAAUCUGCCUAUUCUUAGUAACUCAUGUAGACUAACACCGCUCCAAGAGACCAUGGUGACCCUUUAUCUCUGACAUUAGUUUUGGUUAAAGGUCGUAAUGACAUGGUAUGACCUAAUGUGCAUUCUUGACUCUUGUGUGUGUGCAUGCAUGGCUGUGUGUGUAUGAGCUGGGUAGAUAUGAGCGUAAACAUUUAGUGUUUUGAUAAACUUGUGGCCUAAACUUUUUUAACUGACUCUAACCCUCAGUUCCAUUUGUAUCACUAUGCGGUUGCAAGAGGUUCGCUACAAUUUUGUCACUGUGUUUCGUUGGCUCCCUGUGUCUUUGUUUGUAUGUCCGUUUGUUUGUUUAUGAAAAAAGCAAGUUCUUGCUAAUAUGACAAUGUGUGCCCUGCCUACUCACGAAUACAGCAAGAGGGAUACAUAAAGGGUUUCAGACUACAAGCUUAUGAUGGAUAACUAACUAAGGAGUAGGGUGGACUUGAAGAUGUUAGAGUGAGAAAUGGAUAGCCUGAAAUAAAAACAUGUGGAACAAUGUGUUGAAGUUAGACCUGACCAAAUACAUUCCUAACGCUCUCUCUCUCACACACACACAAACAUGUCAUCUCCCAUCCUCUCAAUCUCUCAUUUUAAACAUUUACAAAUUCUAGUUUUAGACUAUACUUUUUCUCACACACUCUCAGUAAAACACAUGCACACCUCCAUUUCUCAUUCAGCAAAUUAAUAUAUUCUUAUUUCAGCCUAUUCAUUCCUCACUCUCUCACACCUUCAACUCCAUCUUUCUCCUUAGCCUGUCAUCCCUCAUAAGCUUGUAAUUCUGAACAACACCCUUUCAAUGGUGAAGAUUGAUUUACAACAUACUGGGGACAUAUGGCCUUUGCCAUAAUGUCACAACUCAUUAUUUCACACACAUGCAUAUAAAGAAUACAAAACACCCCAUGUUUCGACAAUAUUUGGCUCACGUUAACACAUUUUCAAAAUUGUUUUAAUGAUAUACUUUCACAAUGAAAUUCCAGUAUCAUCCAUGUUCAGAAUACAUGCGUCAUACACGCAUAGUAUGUAUAGAAAUGGAAACCACACAAAAACACAUCUUAAAAAUAUACAGUACCAUUCAAAUGUUUGGACUUUCGUAGCCUUAACCUCUGGGAUCAACGACACACCUACUCAUUCAAGGGUAUGUCUUUACUAUUUUGCACAUUGUAGAAUAAAAGUGAAAACAUCAAAACAGUGAAAUAACACAUGGAAUCAUAUAGUAACCAAAUAAUUUGUUAAACAAUUCAAAAUACAUUUAGAUUCAAGCCACCCUUUACCUUGAUGGCAGCUUUGUACACUCUUGGCAUUUUCUCAACCAGCUUCAUGAGCUAGUCACAUGGAAUGCUUUUCCAACAGUCUUAAAGGAGUUCCCGCAUAUGCGAAGCACUUGUUGGCUGCUUUUCCAUCACUCCGCACUCCAACUUAUCCCAAACAAAUCUCAAUUGGGAUGUGAUUGAGUGAUUGGAUGCCAGGUCAUCUGAUGGGGCACUCUGUCACUCUCAUUCUUGGUCAAAUAGCCCACAUGCAGCCUGGAGGUCUUUAUUGGGUCACUGUUCUGUUGAAAUACACAUGAUAGUCCCACUAAGCACAAACCAGAUGGGAUGGCAUAUUGGUGUAGAAUUUUGGUAUAAUGUCAAUUUCUCAUGCGUCUUGGCCCAAGCAAGUCUCUUCUUUUUGGUGUCCUUCAGUAGUGGUUUCUUUGCCACAAUUCAACCACAAAGGCCUGAUUCCCAUUGUCUGUCCUGAACAGUUGAUAUUAAGAUGUUUCUAUUACUUGAACUCUGUGAAGCAUUUAUUUGGGCUGCAAUCUGAGGUGAAGUUAAUUGACUAUUGACUAAGGCUGGUAACUCUAAUGAACUUGUCCUCUGUAGUAGAGGUAACUCUUGGUUUUCCUUUCCAGUGGCGGUCCUCAUGGGAGACAGUUUCAUUGUAGUGCUUGAUGGUUUUUGCAAAUGUACUUGAAGAAAAUGUUUUUAAAGUUCUUGAAAUUUUCCGGAUUGACAAAACUUAAUGUCCUAAAGUAAUGAUGAACCAUCGUUCCUCUUUGAUCAUUUGAAAUGUUCCUGCAAUAUUAUCUAGUACUACUGUACAGACAUUAUGAUAGCCUUCUGUAUACCCACCCUACCUUGUCACCCUCUAUAUACCCACCCUGAUGCAUUAAGGAAAGAAAUUCUACAAAUUAACUACAAAAUACUUUUAAUUGAAAUGCAUUCCAGGUGAAUACCACAUGAAGCAGGUUGAGAGAAUGCCAAGAGUUUGCAAAGCUAUCAUCAAGGCAAAGGGUGGCCAAUUUGAAAAUAUUAAUUUUAUAUGCAUUAUUUCAUAGAUUUGAUCUCUUCUCUAUUAUUCUACAAUGUAGAAAAUAGUAAAACUAAAGAAAUAGCCUUAAAUGGGUAGGUGUGUCCUAACUAUUGUCUGGUGCUGUACACCGAUCAGCCGUAACAUUAUUACCACUGACAGGUAAAGUGAAUAACACUGAUAAUCUCGUUAUCAUGGC
Messenger RNA from Esox lucius (northern pike), 5974 nucleotides. RefSeq names its product A disintegrin and metalloproteinase with thrombospondin motifs 5 (gene adamts5). The record is from RefSeq and is a predicted model, not a curated record. The transcript is spliced from 8 exons. Lineage: Eukaryota; Metazoa; Chordata; Actinopteri; Esociformes; Esocidae. Gene Ontology annotation, biological process: extracellular matrix organization; proteolysis. Gene Ontology annotation, molecular function: metalloendopeptidase activity; zinc ion binding. The coding region runs from base 209 to 3079 and encodes 956 amino acids.